Messenger RNA from Cyprinodon variegatus (sheepshead minnow), 4553 nucleotides. It is a transcript of the gene pitpnab, whose product is annotated as phosphatidylinositol transfer protein alpha isoform. Gene Ontology annotation, biological process: phospholipid transport. Gene Ontology annotation, molecular function: phosphatidylinositol transfer activity; phosphatidylcholine binding; phosphatidylinositol binding. Bases 195 to 1007 code for a protein of 270 amino acids. The record is from RefSeq and is a predicted model, not a curated record. The transcript has 12 exons. Gene Ontology annotation, cellular component: cytoplasm. NCBI's taxonomy places the organism in Eukaryota, Metazoa, Chordata, Actinopteri, Cyprinodontiformes, Cyprinodontidae.
CGCGCCGCGGCUCCCAUCAGGAAGUGAAUCUAAAGCGAAAAGCGACUGUGGAGGUAGAAUGACAUAGAGAGAGGGGGGGAGAGAAUCGAGCAGAAAUAAGGGCGACUUUAAACGCGGAGGGAGGAAUCCGACCCUGGGAGCGGCGCCUGUCUGGGAUAAAGGUCCACUGGAGCUGUGAAAUAACAGGGGGGAAAAUGCUCAUAAAAGAAUAUCGAGUGAUUCUUCCCAUCUCUGUGGAAGAGUACCAGGUCGGCCAACUAUACUCGGUGGCAGAAGCCAGCAAGAAUGAGACAGGCGGAGGCGAAGGGGUCGAAGUUUUAAAAAAUGAACCCUAUGAGAAGGAUGGAGAGAAGGGGCAGUACACACACAAAAUUUACCAUUUGCAGAGUAAAGUGCCGUCAUUCGUCAGAAUGUUGGCUCCGUCUUCAGCUCUGAACAUCCAUGAGAAAGCCUGGAACGCAUACCCUUAUUGUCGUACAGUCAUCACUAAUGAGUAUAUGAAAGAUAACUUCCUGAUCAAGAUCGAGACAUGGCACAAACCUGACAUGGGACACCAGGAAAAUGUACACGGUUUGGAUGCAGAAACCUGGAAAAAGGUGGAUAUAGUCUAUAUUGAUAUUGCAGACAGAAGCCAGGUGGAGCCAAAGGACUACAAGCCAGAAGAGGAUCCAUGCAAGUAUAAGUCAGCAAAGACAGGACGAGGGCCUCUAGGACCUGACUGGAAGAAAGAGCUUCCUAACAAGAAAGACUGCCCACACAUGUGUGCCUACAAACUGGUCACUGUCAAAUUCAAGUGGUGGGGUCUGCAGAAUAAAGUGGAGAACUUUAUUCAGAAGCAAGAGAAGCGCUUGUUCACAAAUUUCCACCGCCAACUGUUUUGCUGGAUUGACAAGUGGAUUGAACUGAACAUGGACGAUAUUCGUCGCAUGGAGGAGGAGACUCGUAGGGAGCUAGAUGAAAUGAGAGUGAAGGAUCCUGUGAAAGGAAUGGUGGCGUUGGAGGACUAAGACUGUCUUGGACGUAAAUGCUGCCGAUCGUCAGAUUAGAGCUGAAACCAGCGCAAUCAAUCCUCCUUUUGUCUCAAAUGAUACAACGUCUGACUGGACAGUCCAAGUCUUACUCAUCGGAGUUCAUUUUGGUCUUCAGUGACCCGAAUCCAGUACACUCUCAGUUUUGAGCUGAUCUCCUCCACACUGUCCAUCCUUCCUUUAUCCCAUUUGUCUCUCUUUUUUUAAUUCAUCUGUUGUACCCAUUUAGAUUAGUAUUUAAAUGCCACCUGUAGCACCAUUACUUAUAAUGUCAAUCAUUCAAUAAAUGUAUGUCUCAGAUUUGUUCUAAAUUACAGAUAAUAGUGAAAACACUGUUAAUUUAGGCCAUAUUCUACCUAAGAUUAAGAUGUUGCAUCUAUAGAGUGUACUGUAGUCUGUACUUCUAAUCAGUCAGAAAGGUUUUUUCCUGAUCUAAAUGCCCUCCUACAUCAAGGCAGUUUGUUUUCUGCUGCUUGGUGAGUUUGUGUGUGUGUACGCUUCUGUUUUGUGGUUGUGUGUGUUUCUACAGAGCAUAAUUGGGCAUCAUUGAUAUUUCCAGCCAUGUUUUUCUUCAAACAUACAUUCUAGCUCUGGUGAAUAUGCAGUAAUUUGAUCAUCAUGUCUGAAUUUAUUAAUAUUUAGACAGAUUACCCUGAAUUGUCUAAAUGUUCAACACAGCUUAGCUGAAUAUUUACAGUAAAUCUGAACAGCCAUAAAUAAGUUGAGGACUGUGUUAUUUAUUUUUUUUUUCUUGUGGCAUCAUUUUCCAGUGGAUAAAUGGUCUUAUCCAGCAAAAGCAAUAACUAUCAUGACAUGUUAGGCUCCUUUUUAAUGUCAAAAAGCUGUUUUAGUUCUCAGUGUGUUCCUGCUGUAAGGUCAGUGUUUUUAAAGCAGAGUGAAUGUCAGGAGCCAAUGAAUUUGAAGGAAAGUCAGUUCAAAGCUGGUUUUCAUGUGUCAGUUAUUCAAUAGUCUUUAUGUUUUUCCUUUUAACACCCUCACCAAUUUCUGUCUAUAUGAUUAGAAGAGAAUGAUUGAUGUUUAGUGGUGUGACGAUUUAUAGAGAACUGAUUAUCGACUCGGAAAGUUAUUAUAUUGUUUUUGUUGUCUCCUUUUUGUCUGUUGUCAAAACUUAAAUUUUUUUCCUUCUUAUAUUCUUUUAGUUAUUCUUUUUGUUUUCGUUUAUCUUAUUAUUUAAUGUAUUCAGACAAAACAUAUAUAAGGAGAUCAUAUAGAGAAGCUAGUAAGUUAGUUUGGUCCUUAUUUUAUAUAUUUGGCUGAACCUAAAAACAAACAGGUUGGUACAGCAGUUGUUUUACUCUACAAUACUAAAACAAAUUAAAAGAUAAAUUAUCAAAAGGAUUGUAUAGAUAUUUGCAGCAUAUAAAUUGAAAUGCUCUGUCUAAGGGCUUCUCUUUGGCUUUUAUUGGAUAUUAAUAUACCAUAAAAAAACUAACUGUAGUUUGUUUAAAAAGAAAGCAGGAUGGUGUAUUUAUAGUUUCAGUUUGCAAUUUCACAAGGCUUUACUGAUCUUCCUGUUAUAGAAUUUGUACACAAUGACACUUGAUAGGAAUUAGGGUGAGUCAUCUCCCAUGUUGUCUUUUACUUAAUUUAGACCUAAAAUAGACAUCAUUUCCAGGAAGAUUCCAGGCCAGAAAUUAUAUAGAUUUUAUUUCAGUUUCUUUCAUUUAUAGAAAUUCAGCCCUUUAUUUUUCUGUUUUAUUUGUCUGGUAGUAAAACAUCAAACUGAACUGAUAUGUUGGUGAAAUAUACAAAUAAUAUAUUAAAUAAAGAGAGCCCCUAUUAUUAUCUAGGCUUUUAAGAAUAUUCUUUAAAAUGUCAUUAGUCUUAUUUUUCUAUGAUGUAUUACGUUCAAAAACGUAUCAAAGACCUAAAAUAUCACAACCGAUAAACACAUGAUUUGAUUAAUAGUUAUAUAUAAUUCAGAAUUUAUUUAAAAUGCUAAUAAAAACAAACAGUAAAUUAUAAUAUCAAUUAUUUUAUGGAUUUUUGAAAAUGUUGGAAAAAUAAAUUUAUAUAUAAAAUAUAUUUAAAUGGUGUCAUUAGUAAAAACAUGUAGUAAUGUACUUAGAAGUCACACUAUUCAUCUACAGCCCUUACUUAGACAAUGUUAGCCCCGCCCACUUGCUUUUAUACAUACAGGUGGAAAACUAAUAAAACAAAUUCAUGAUUGACCUGCAACAAAGGAUUCAAUACUGAAAUAUUUAAGCAUCUACUUAACGUAAUGAAAGCACAUUUUAAGUAAGGAUUUUUGACAGUGAAAUAUAUUUUUGAUUAUUUUUAUAAACUUAAAUUAUAGAUACUAUUAUUUUCUGUGCUUAAUGAAAACACUUUAUUCAAAUUAAAUACCAUGAAUGAAUGUUUUAUUUGACUUUUUUUUUCUGUGUUGAAUUGUGGAGCGUCUGGCCCUCCGUAUCCUGCAGCUGCGUUGUCUUUUACCUUCUCAUCAAAGAGACCAACGUCCGUGUCUAUGUCCAUUGAUCAUUCCACUCUGUCAGGGUCUAUCAAUUGAAUCAUGGAGAUUUGUUGAUGCACUGUGUGUACUGACUUUGUAAAUAGUAAAUAAAUUAAUGUAGAUGAACACACAUAUAUAUAGAUGAGACUGUCCUGCCCAGUGUGCAGCACAUCCUGUCCGACCAUGAUCUCCCCUUUUGACCCAUCGCUGAAUAUCCUCAUAGAAAUACUCCAGUGAGAAAAAGUAGAGCGGUAGCAGCUGAAAUUUAGUGUGGGUAAGAAAUUGUGAAUAACAAAAAAAUGUAUUUAUUUAAAUAAGACCCAUUUUUUACAUAUAAAAAUUUAGAAACAGCUAGAAGCUGAGCUUUGCUAUUUGUAUUCACAAGAGAACAUUUGAACUGAAACAAGCACCUUGUUCACUGACACAUGUCCUUUUAUUAAUCCCUCAGAGGGGACAACAUCUCACUGGCAGGACAGUGUAUAAAUAUAUAUUUUUGUUCUUAAUGUUGUAGUACCUCUGUUGUCAGUCUCUGGAUUUCACUCUCUUCUCUCACUGAAAGGUUAAAAUAGCUCGGGUCAGUGCACUGAUUCCUCUCGCCGACUGAUGGUGUCAAAGUGGAUCCUCGGAGCAUGUAGGAUUGUUUUGUUGUCAUGAGCCAUGAAGGGUGAUUUAUCCUGCAUGCCCUUCAAAAUAAGUGCGGACGUAGCCCAAUAGGGAAAAUGGUUUUCAAACAGAUACAGAGAGAAGAGGAAUUUUAAAAGCUUGAAGACACAAAACUUAUGAGAGAACAUAUUUUAACAGAGACAAUCUAAUAUAUCUCUUUUUAGAUUCCUUGAUUUAUGAUUGGAGUAUAAGGAAAACCAAAUGUUUCCAUUAUCCCAAACUGUUUAUAAAUCUCUCUGUCUCUUUUUCUCUCACUCCUGUUAACUUGUCUCCUUCUUCUUUUUUUCUUUUAUUGUGAAUUUGUGCCUUUUUGUCAUCUAAAUCUCUAAUAACACUAUUGUACAUCAGAGACAUAAAGAAAUGAAUAAAGAAUCAAAGUGACUAUAUAA